Rotaria socialis is the source of this 576-nucleotide messenger RNA. NCBI's taxonomy places the organism in Eukaryota, Metazoa, Rotifera, Eurotatoria, Philodinida, Philodinidae. The record is from the annotation of a GenBank genome assembly.
AUGGCUUUUGAAAGACGACUUCCAAGAUGGGUUACAGCAAUUUUAGGCAUUGCUCAACUAGCUCUAACGGCAGCCAUUAUUGGUCUAGAAUUCGGAUCGUUCUACUAUGAUGUUGCACAUGGUACCAUUUGGAUUGGUUUCUGGGCCGGUUUAGUCUUUAUAAAAACAUCUUUAAUGAUGCUCUGCAUGAUGUGCUGCUGUCGAGGCCGAUGUUUUGCUACUUAUAUUCUAAUAUGCAAUAUAUUCAGUGCAGCAUUGGCUUGUGUAAUCAUUUAUUUCGAUGCAUACUUUAUAAACAACCUUUGCAAAUGUUAUUUAGGUGAAAGCUUAUGCUGCGCCUUACACGAUCUGAGUACUCUUACUUCGGGCUAUGGGAGUAUUGUGAGUCGAUGUUUAAAAAUUACUAUGACUGGAAUACAGUCAGUGCCUGAUUCGUGUCCAAGUUCCCCACCAACGAGCAAACUGGUAUAUCUUAAAGCACAACUUGGUUGUGCCGUGGGUAUGCUAGUGGUUUGCGGCAUUAACGUGCUUGUCUAUAUAUUUGCCUGUUUUGGUAUUUGUUUUGGUCAUGGCUAA